This is a messenger RNA of Mizuhopecten yessoensis (Yesso scallop), 2073 nucleotides long. RefSeq lists its product as uncharacterized. The transcript has 3 exons. NCBI's taxonomy places the organism in Eukaryota, Metazoa, Mollusca, Bivalvia, Pectinida, Pectinidae. Bases 138 to 569 code for a protein of 143 amino acids. The record is from RefSeq and is a predicted model, not a curated record.
AACCGGAAGUUGGAACGCGUGAUGACAUUUGUAAACAAAUACUUCUGACAGUCGAGCGUAUGACGGUUAUGUGAAAUGAUAGUGACGAUUGAUUCACAUUGAUUGUACUCUACAACAGCACUCCGACGACAGCUAGUAUGACGGACCAUGAGAUGAUGGAAACUCACAGCUGUGCAGCUUUCACUGUGGAUUUUCAAUCGCGACCAGAAUCAUCACGAGUCCCACAGCGGCUAAUGAAAUAUAAUGAAGAUCUAAACCAGUCCAAUAACAAGAUUUCAAAACAAGAGUUGGACAGAAAACAGUCUGAAGCUGACCAGAGACGGAAAGACUAUGAAAAAGCUAAACUCGACAGAAUCCGAGAAUGUAGUGAAGAAUGUCACAAAAUUGAUACUAAAGUACAGGUUCUGCUGGCCCAGGAUGCCAAACGUCAGGGUCUGCCUGGAACAGAGCACAUUAAAGCUAUGUCAACACGCCAGGCCCUGAUGUCCAUCAAGUCUCUGGCCAAAGAUUUCUCUAAACUGACCCCUGGAAUGGAUUACAGUGACACUGUGAUGUUGGAUGAUUCUUGAUGAUGAUGUUUGAGAGUUAGUACUGAAAAUUGCAUUUAACUAUUUGAUAAUUAUGGAAAGUACUUUCACAGAAUAACUAUGAUUCAGGAAAUACAGUAGAACACCUGAAGUCAUCCAGGUUUGUUAUUAUUGUUCAUACAUCAUAAAAAGUCAUGCUUGUUAGGACCAGUCAUGAAAAUGUACUUGUUAAGAACAACCACAAACUUACACUUGUGCAUCGUUGGAAACCCACGUUCGAUUGUACUAGCGUUUAUCGAUAAACGUCAUUAUAAUUGAACAUGGGUUUCCGAUGAUGCACUCAUGGGACCAAUCAUAAAUUGACUACUGAUUAGAUCAUCCAGUUCAAUUUUUGAUAAAAAAUAUGAAUAUUAUAGGGAACAUAUAUAUAUCUUCAAGUUGUAAGUACACAUAUAUAUAUGUUUGCCUUAUUAGAGGUUGAUUUAAAGUAAAUUUGUGUUUGUACUGUACCAUGAUGUCGUGAGGUAAAAAGGCUUUCCAGUUUAUUCAAGUGAAUGGCCUCGCCCUUAUUUCAGAAUUACAUGAAUCAACAGUAUUCACACAUUUAAAAGAAGCAAAAUGCCUUAACCCUUUCACCACUGUAGACCAUAAUGAACUCAUCCACAUCAGUGCAUGGUAGAGUCUACUAAAGUUGCAUAGGGGUGAAAGGGUUAAGUACAUCACUAUGUGAAUACAGAUGUUAUCAGACCUUUUUGGUAUUGUAGGAAUCUUGCUGUGUCUAUGCAAUGUUACAAGUUUAUUUAUGUUACACCAUGAUAUGUAUUUAUCUUGUACUACAUCUAGCCGAUGGUAGCUAGAUAUAGACCUCUUUAUUUCUGUGAUUGCUGUUUGAUCAACACUUGCCAAAUAUUUGUUUUUGAUGCACAUUGCAUGUAGGUCACACUCAGCUUUGCCUCUACUAAUUGUGAGGCACGUGUUGUAUUAUAGAACCAUAAGUGAUUAUUGAUGUCCUUGAUUGUAAGAAAUAUGUCACUUCUACUUUACAUGUCACUGCUGGAAUUUUUUUGUAUCAUCAGAUUUUAAAACAAAACAAAUUUUCGAGAAUCUAGCAGGUUAAAUUAAAACAAAUAAUUAAUGAUUUUGUUUUGUUUAAACUGUGCAUUGUAUAUGGAUGGAUCUGUGCAUGUAUCUUAUUAUGUGUCCUCGUUCUCUUGCAACAUGCUUUGAUACCAUUUAAAUGCUCAAGAAAAACCUUGAGUUUUGUUUUCCAAUGAUGUCACUGUACGAAUUUCACACUACAUGUGUACUAUUCUGACAUUUUUACCCAUUGUUAUACAUACAGCACUAUGUUGUAAUAUUUGUCUGAGAAAUAAUAUAUCAUCUUUCUAAAUAAUGAAUAGACCUAAUUGAUAUCUCGGCUGAAAUUUCACAUGACAAAUAAUAUACUAUCUCUUUUUAAAACACUUUGAUUGGACAGAGAUAAACUUUUUUUUGUACUUAAGGCAUUUCAGCACAUGAACAUUCCACCCACUUUUAUGAAAAACAU